CAACCCAAUCAAGCAGUCCCAGAGUUAUGCGUUCAGUGCAUUGCCACAAUCUAAGUUUGAAGUUGAAUUUGUUGUAGCUGAACUUGAAUUGAGACAGCAUUGUCAAUGGAUGUUUGAAGUUGCUUGUGUUGGGUUGUGUUAUGAUGAGGUAUCUCAAGAGCCUUCAAACCAUGACCCUUUCUUUCUUUUCCUCAUCCACAAGAAUCUCCCACCCUCUUCAUCAUUCUAACAACAACUACUACUACCCUUUGAUUCUCACUUUCCCUCAAACCAUCAGAAGAUUCUCCUAUUCCUCCAUGUUCCAUAAAUAUUCGAUUUUUAUCCCACCCACUAAGACCCAUCUCUAUGCUUCAUUCUUUUGCACCCUCAUUCGCCUCUACUUGGCAUGUGGCAGGUUCUGCUUAGCCUCUGAUGCUUUCUUUUCCAUGCGUGGUCUUGGUCUUGUUCCCUCUUUGCCUUUGUGGAAUAAGCUUUUGUUUGAAUUCAAUGCCUUUGGUUUGGUUUCUCAGGUAAAAGUGUUGUAUUCCGAGCUGGUCUUUUGUGGGGUCGUGCCUGAUGUUUUCACUGUUAACAUAUUGGUUCAUUCGUUAUGCAAAAUGGGGGACUUGGAUUUGGCUUUAGGGUAUCUCAGGAAAAAUAAUGAUAUUGAUAUUGAUACUGUUACCUAUAAUACUGUCAUUUGGGGAUUCUGUGAGCAGGGAUUGACUGAUAAGGGUUUUGGAUUGUUGUCUGAAAUGGUUAAAAAGGGUGUAUGUGUUGAUUCAAUCACUUGCAAUGUACUAGUUAAGGGGUAUUGCCGAAUUGGAUUGGUUCAAUAUGCAGAGUGGGUCAUGUACAACCUGGUUGAUGGGGGGAUUCCACAAGAUGUUAUAGGUCUAAACACCUUGAUUGAUGGGUACUGUGAAGCUGGGUUGAUGAGUCAUGCACUGGAUUUGAUGGAGAACAGUUGGAAGAAUGGUGUCAAUCCUGAUAUUGUUACUUAUAAUACUUUGCUCAAUGCUUUUUGUAAAAUGGAUGAUCUUGUAAGGGCUGAGUCUCUUAUCAAUGAGAUUUUGGGCUUUCGGAGGGAUGAAGAAUCUGGUCAGUUAAAAAAUUAUGUUGUUGAUAUUCAGGAUGAGAUAAGAGAUUUGCGGCCAACGGUUGUCACAUACACUACAUUGAUUACUGCAUACUGUAGGCAUAAUAGAAUUGAAGAAUCCCUUUUUCUGUAUGAGCAAAUGAUUAUGAAUGGAAUCAUGCCUGAUGUGGUUACUUGUAGUUCUAUUCUUUAUGGACUUUGCAGACAUGGUAAAUUAAUUGAAGCGGUGGUGUUGCUGAGAGAGAUGUAUGAAAUGGGUUUAGAUCCUAAUCAUGUCUCAUACUCUACAAUUAUUAAUUCUUUCUUUAAAUCAGGGAGGGUAAUAGAAGCUUUUAAUCUUCAAAGCCAAAUGGUUGUUCGGGGCAUUUCUUUUGAUCUAAUUAUGUGCACAACUAUGAUGGAUGGACUUUUCAAGGUUGGGAAAUCUAAAGAAGCUGAGGAAAUGUUCCAAAGCAUUUUGAAGUUCAAUCUUGUCCCAAACUGUGUCACGUAUACAGCAUUGCUUGAUGGGUAUUGCAAGCUAGGAGACAUGGAACUCGCAGAGUCAGUAUUGCAAAAAUUGGAGAAGGAACAUAUUCUUCCAAAUGUUAUUACUUUUUCUUCUAUUGUAAAUGGAUAUGCUAAAAGAGGAAUGCUUAGUAAAGCAGUUGAUGUGUUAAGGAAGAUGGUCCAAAGGAAUAUUAUGCCAAAUACUUUUGUUUAUGCAAUUUUGAUAGAUGGCUAUUUUAGGGCUGGUGAUCAAGAAGCUGCUGCUGGUUUCUAUAAGGAAAUGGAAUCACGGGGAUUGGAGGAAAACAAUAUCAUAUUUGAUGUCUUGUUAAACAACUUGAAAAGAGUUGGAAGGAUGGAGGAAGCUCAGUCAUUAAUUAAAGAUAUGCACUCUAGGGGUAUUAGCCCAGAUAUUGUUAACUACUCUUCUCUAAUAGAUGGCUACUUUAAAGAAGGAAACGAGUCAGCUGCUCUUUCCAUAGUCCAGGAAAUGACAGCAAAAAACACUCGGUUUGAUGUUGUAGCUUACAAUGCUUUGAUUAAGGGGCUUUUGAGGCUGGGGAAAUAUGAACCACAAUCUGUGUUUUCAAGAAUGAUAGAGUUGGGUUUGGCUCCUGAUUGUGUUACAUAUAACACUCUAAUUAACACAUACUGCAUAAAAGGUAACACAGAGAAUGCUUUGGAUCUCUUGAAGGAGAUGAAGAGCCACGGGAUAAUGCCAAAUGUGGUCACUUAUAACAUUCUGAUUGGUGGGCUUUGUAAAACUGGUGCAAUUGAAAAAGCAAUGGAUAUUUUGAAUGAAAUGUUGGUUAUGGGGUUUGUACCUAUGCCAGUUACUCACAAGUUUCUGCUUAAAGCAUCUUCAAGGAGUAGAAAAGCAGAUGCAAUUUCACAAAUCCACAAGAAGCUUGUGGCUAUGGGCCUCAAACUUGACCAGACUGUAUAUAACACUCUAAUUACUAUAUUAUGCAGGUUAGGGAUGACUAGAAAAGCAAAUGUGGUGCUCAAUGAAAUGGCGACAAGAGGAAUUUCAGCUGAUAUUGUUACUUAUAAUGCCCUUAUUCGUGGUUACUGUACAGGCAGUCAUGUGGAGAAGGCGUUUAAUACUUAUUCGCAGAUGUUGGUUGAUGGAAUCUCUCCAAAUAUUACGACUUACAACACCCUUUUAGGAGGCCUUUCAACUGCUGGUUUGAUGGGAGAGGCGGACAAAUUAGUUAGCGAUAUGCAGGAAAGGGGAAUUGUCCCAAAUGCCGCUACCUAUAAUAUUUUGAUUUCUGGCCAUGGUAGAGUUGGAAAUAAACAGGAUUCUAUAAAACUUUAUUGUGAAAUGAUAACCAAAGGUUUUGUUCCCACUACAGGAACCUAUAAUGUGCUUAUUAGUGAUUAUGCAAAAGCAGGAAAGAUGCGUCAAGCUAGAGAACUUUUGAAUGAGAUGCUGACAAGAGGAAGAAUUCCUAAUUCUUCAACAUAUGACAUUCUGAUCUGUGGAUUGUGCAAACUAUCCUAUCAGCCAGAGAUGGAUAGGGCUCUUAAACUGUCAUAUCGGGCUGAGGCAAAAAAAUUGCUGAAAGAAAUGUGUGAAAAAGGACAUGUGCCAUCUGAGAGCACUCUCUUAUAUAUCAGUUCAAAUUUUUCUAUACCAGGAAAAAAGGCUGAUGCUAAAAGGUUGUUAAAGGUAUUUACACAAAAGAAGAAUGCAUGACAGAUGGUCUAUUGGACGGACAAUGAGAUGAUGUUAGACUGUAGCAACCAUCAACCCUAAAUAAGUUGGUCUUAAAUGCCCUAUAAGGUCUUAAGCGGGAUCAUGAAACUGGGAGACUGCCCAUAUCCUUUUUAU
This is a messenger RNA of Gastrolobium bilobum, 3404 nucleotides long. Its product is annotated as pentatricopeptide repeat-containing protein At5g14770, mitochondrial-like. Gene Ontology annotation, molecular function: protein binding. Bases 141 to 3269 code for a protein of 1042 amino acids. The record is from RefSeq and is a predicted model, not a curated record. NCBI's taxonomy places the organism in Eukaryota, Viridiplantae, Streptophyta, Magnoliopsida, Fabales, Fabaceae. The transcript has a single exon.